CGCAGCACUGAACGGUGCCUGUCAAACACUCUCCACAACAUGGAAUUACAUGGAGUGCCUGGAAUUUCUAUAACAGUGCGCUGUUUCCAUAGUCGAGGAUAGAAACUUUCGUUUUAAAACACCCUAAUUAUGGGAUUUGAAUUCUAUUCCUCAUGGAUGAUUAACUGACCGCUCGCUCCCCGUCUCCGCCUCCGCCAUGAUCGCCACCGGCGGGCUCCUGCGCAUCUCGGCCCGGCGGCAGGACUCGCUGCGCUCCAAGAACCGCGCCGAGAACAAGCGCAAGCGGAAAGCCAAGAAGAAGCGCAAGAACGAGGUGGUGGUGGUCAAGGGCAAGCUGGACCUCUGCUCCGUCUCGGGCCUGGUGGCCGCCGUGGGCAUCCUGAUCCUGGUGGUGGGCAUCGCGCUGGCCGUGCUCGGCUACUGGCCCAAGGAGAGCCCGCUGUACCCGGGCCUGCCCACGCCCAAGGAGCCGCCGCCGCCCCCUCCGCCCGAGAAGAGGAUCUACGAGAAGAAGCUGGCCGAGUCGGCGAACUGGACGGUGGCCGGCGGUGGUGCCGGUGGCGGAAAGCUGCUGUACCACUUGGAGCACGAUUUGGCCGUCAGCAACAACUCUAACGGAACCGCGGAGGAGUCGCCCAAGCUGGGUUUUUUCGCCGAGUUCCUGAAGAACCACCUGUACUCAGACAGGCUGAAGGUGCUCGGGCCCCUGAUCAUGGGCAUCGGGAUAUUCCUCUUCAUUUGCGCCAACGCCGUGCUGCACGAGAACAGGGACAAAAAGACCAAAAUAAUCAAUCUCAGAGACAUCUACUCCACCGUCAUCGACAUUCACAGUUUGCGGACUAAGGAGAACGUGCCGCUUAACGGCUUUGUGAACUACGUGCAGUCCAAAGGCGUGGAGGCCAAACCCAGCGCCAUGUACACGGCCGCCCUGUUGGCAAAGAGCUCGUGGCCGCCCGGCGCGGGCAAGCCAGAUUCGGAGGAUAUGAGCCCGUCGCGACGCCACUCGUUUGGCAAAUUCGAGAGCUCGUCGUUCGACAAGCAGACUUUCACCGACACGGUGUACAGCAUCUACAGGGAGCAGAACAGGACGGAUAAGCCGGCCCCGGCUCCCAAGCAGUGGGAGACGAGGACCAUAGUCACGUCGUCCGUCAACGCCUUCACGCUGCCCAUGAUCAAGCUCAACAACCUGACCAUCGAGAACCGACGGGCCUCCGUCAAAGCGGACAUCGGGAGAGAGCGGGCGGACUCGUCCUGCGACAGUCCCGGCUACGGCGGCGGCUGCACCACGGAGGCCAAGGUGGAGACGGGCCACACGCACACGGUCCUGACCCAGGACUCGGUGGAGGUGUACCAGAGCAGCGGCAGCCUCCUGGGGACCUCGCGGAUCUCCCCGGAGGGCUCCCAGGUGCAGCUGCUGCCCUCCUCGCCGGGCCCCAGGGUCACGGGCUCCCACCUGUCCCUGAGCGCCCUGUCGGACUACUCCCGCUCCAUCGACCUGGGGAUCUGCCCCACCAGCCCCAAGGAGUGGCAGGUCGAGCGCUCGCGCCGCCUCAGCUGCCCCCGGCUCGAGGGCUACGGUGGCUACGGCGGCGGCGGGGGUUACGUUAAACUUGGGGACCUGGGAGGGGAGUCCUUCGAGUCGUCUGAGGUCGCACCGUUUAGUCAGGUGACGUCCAUGGAGAUACUGGACAAAGAGCGAGGUGACCGACCCUCGGACGAAGAAGAGGGGAACGGCAGCGCGGAAGACGUCCGAGACGGCAUGACGAGGCGAUACUCCAACAGAGAGAAACUCAUGAUGAUAUCCCAGUCGGACACUACUCUGGAGGACGAGGAGAUCGAGAGCUUGGACUAGAGAGAGCAGAGUGUCUGAAUCUGUAAAAGGUCAGGGUCAGGUCAAGGUCAGGGUGAAAUGUUAGAAAUGAUUUGCAGAACUGUCUAAGGCUAUCUGGGAACCUUUAUUGAAAAACAGCAUCUUUGCAAUUAUGGUGUCUUCACCGAGAUAGGAGUUUCUGGCUGGCCAUUAGAAUACCAUUAAUACUGUAUGUAUCCAAUUUUGUAAUGCCUUCCCAAAAUCUGUUUGCAAUAUCCCACCAUGCAUUGCGGUGAUGUGUUCAAUGACGUGUACAGUGCAGAAUCGAACCCAAAGACUCUCCUUGAUGUUGCAGUUGGUGAAUUGCUUUUCUUGGAGGCGUUUCAAAGCAAAAAAAAAAAGUUUAAAAGGUAAAUUGACGGUUACAUAGCACAGGUGUAUCCACUAGAUUUACGAGUCUAUGAGUCGUGCGAUUUUGUUUGUGGUUGUUCCACCAGUGUGGCUCUGUUUCUCCUGUCAAUGAUUUGAGAGUGGCUGUGUCUGCAGCAUGUGUUUUAUACUGUAGUUCCAUUGCACUUUUUGAAUACCAGAUGAUUUUUUUGGUAAAAAGGUAUUAAUUCAACCCUAGCAAUAUUUUAAUUUGACUUCUCUGAUUGCUUGUGAAGGAUAUACGUUUUGCAUUGACUUGUUGACAAAGUAUGUUUCUUUUUUUUUUUAUUACACUUGUAUGUGACUUGCUUACUUUUUUUAGAUUAUAGUCUUGCUUGUUUAGAGAUCUUUGGUAAAUCCGAGAAAAAAUAUGAGCACAACACCCUCUUUCUCUUCAAUGAAAUUCAACUUAUCAGGCAUCCUUGAUCCAGUCGGUGUUCACAAAUCAUCCCUAUGUUUGGGGUCUGUGUUUUUUGUAACCUACCAAAUGCUGUAUCGUCUGAAAGGACACAUGCUUAUAUAGUUCAUGGUUUGGUCUCUUCCAGUCACACCCGCUCAACCAAUCCAACUCACAGCAACGCAAAAUGAACAACAACACAUAUCCUGUUUGUACACUCCUAUCAGUUACAGUACUUACUGUCAACGACUCUCAGCCAUCACUCUGUCAUAUUGCUUCCAUUAGAGUGCUGCUCUAAGGCAGUGCAUUGCAUUGAAAGGGAAUUGACUCACAUACAUUAAAGGAAUGGCACGACUACUG
Messenger RNA from Sardina pilchardus (European sardine), 2996 nucleotides. RefSeq names its product transmembrane protein 200C, genome duplicate a (gene tmem200ca). NCBI's taxonomy places the organism in Eukaryota, Metazoa, Chordata, Actinopteri, Clupeiformes, Clupeidae. The transcript has 2 exons. The record is from RefSeq and is a predicted model, not a curated record. The coding region runs from base 197 to 1852 and encodes 551 amino acids.